Molecule: messenger RNA, 960 nt
Organism: Neohortaea acidophila
Lineage: Eukaryota; Fungi; Ascomycota; Dothideomycetes; Mycosphaerellales; Teratosphaeriaceae
Exons: 2
Coding region: 200-757 (185 amino acids)
Source: RefSeq, a predicted model, not a curated record
CCCCGUGCAAAGUGACAAUAUCCCGCGCUCGUGGCCAACAUCUCCGAACCUCCAGUCAUCGACUACAAACGGCGUUUGCUCCCACUCUUUUGAGCAUUGCACUUUCGAUCGGGAUUGCAUACAACGGGCAGGAUAUGGUCGCGGCUUCUGGAUUGAGAGUUCUGGAGUCAUCGGGGAGAAUGCGACUGCCUCAGCAAUCAUGUGUCGAUAUCAUUGCUACUUCUUCGGAGGCUGCGGCCACCAGGAGACGCUCCUGGUCUCUUUCUGCUCGAAGGCGCCUCUGGUUGCCAACCUCGUCGCCUGCGCGCCGUCCAUCCCGCUUGCUUCCAACGCCGCGCGCACGCGAUGUCGCAGCAAGACCGACAGCCCUCUCUACAGAUGCAGCUGGUGGCAGGAAAGAGCACCGGGCGGUGCCAACGACAACCAACCCCGUCAACACGCUUCCGCUGUCCCCUUCACCCCCUCUCCACCACUAUACGCAUCGCCGCUCGACAGCGAGGGCUCAGCAUCCAUCAUUGUCCAGCCUGACAUCGAUACCCCAUCCUUGCUAACGGAACAUCACUCCCAUUCUUCCCCAUUCUCGCCUUCGCCGCCACCCGACAUGGCUGGCUUACCCCUUUUCGGACUGAAGCAUUGGAUGUCUGGAGGGUCUGUGCCAUCCCCCAGGCAGAUCGAUGCACAAGAUGACACUGUCAUGUCCCUCAAUGUGAGAGUGAGUUCUUAUGCAGCGGAAAUCUCGGAAACAGAAUGUCGCUGACCCGGGUGUAUGGUAGCUCCAACAACGAGGAGAAGAGAACCACAUCUAUCGUCGACCAAAGAUACCCGGUAUCAGAGAGCGCACAGACGAGAGCUGCGACCUGCCACUCAGCAACGACAUCAUCCAGCAUCUCGCAGAAACUUGCAACAGCCAUCAUGUCGGCAUCAAUGGCCAGAGAGUGACCUCCCCCGCCUUUACGGAUA